Molecule: messenger RNA, 162 nt
Organism: Lachnellula hyalina
Lineage: Eukaryota; Fungi; Ascomycota; Leotiomycetes; Helotiales; Lachnaceae
Exons: 2
Coding region: 1-162 (53 amino acids)
Source: RefSeq, a predicted model, not a curated record
AUGGCUGUUAACUCUGCUGCUAAAGCUGCGAUGCAGAAGGGGAGGGUAGAGAAGGCGAAGAGCAAGAAGGAUAAGAAGGUCGCGGCACAGGCUAGGGCUGCUGUUGCUAGAGAAGCACGUUUCGGAAAGAAGACACCCACGAAAGUCACUCCCAAGAAUUAG